This is a messenger RNA of Argiope bruennichi, 2196 nucleotides long. RefSeq names its product ribosomal L1 domain-containing protein 1-like. Lineage: Eukaryota; Metazoa; Arthropoda; Arachnida; Araneae; Araneidae. The record is from RefSeq and is a predicted model, not a curated record. The transcript is spliced from 7 exons. Bases 101 to 2110 code for a protein of 669 amino acids.
ACUCGUUUAUUUUGGAUUUGUGGAGAGAGAAACAACGUGUUUGUCGACCGGAAUUAGUAAUUUAUCAAGGUUUUUGUAAUUUUUAUCUAUUAUACUUGCAAUGAAGAAAGAAAAGCAUGAUACUAAAAAAUCAAAGACAGAAAUUUGUGGCCAGAAAAAAGUUAAAGAGGCUGUGAAGGCAUUGAAGUUAUUGAAUAAAAGAUUUGUUGAAGAAGAUUUGAAGAAACAGCCUCUUUUAGAGGACACAGCUGAAAGUCCAAUAUAUUUACAAGUAAUGUUAAAGAAAAUACCUCCCCCACAGUUAAUGCGAAUGAUUAGAGUGCCCUUAUCUCAUUCUUUGAUUACUGAAACAUCUGAAGUUUGUCUUAUCACUGGUGAUUUAGAGAAACGGAAUCAUAAAGCUGAAAUAGAACCUACUAUAUUGCAUUACAAAGAUCUUCUGAGGAAACAUGGCAUUACCAAGGUGGCUGAGGUAAUUCCUCUUCGUCAACUUAGGACAGAAUACAAAACAUAUGAAAGUAAACGCCAACUUGCUGCUGCAUAUGAUGUAUUUUUGGCAGAUAAAAAGAUAGCUGGUGUUUUACCUAAGACUUUAGGAAAGUCUUUUUUCAAGGAUCGAAAGUUCCCCAUACAGAUUGACUUGAAAAGACCAAAUUUAAAAGAUCAAAUAGAUAAAGCUCUCUGUCAAACAGAAUUUUCUUUAACAUGCCGUGGCAACAGCUAUGCUCUGGAAGUUGCACGGUUGUCAAUGGAGGAUGAUGCUAUUAUGGAAAAUGUAAAGACUUCUAUUGAUGUUUUAACAAAUAAACUUCCUGGAAAAGAAAAGAACAUUCUCAGCCUCUAUAUAAAAACAGCUAAAUCUAAAGCAAUUCCAAUCUUUGUAUCCUUAGAAAUUUCAGAUGAUAUAUUAAUAAAGAAACCACGCAAAAAUGAAAAAUUUAAACUUGAUGAAUUAAGCACUAUAGAUGAUGCAGAAGUUAAAGUUUUCCGAGACGGAAGGGUUGUUCUUAGAAAAAUGAAGAAAGAAUCUAGCAAUAAUGAAAAUGCCAUUGAAGAUGAUGAAAAUAUGGUUUUAAAUGAGUCAUUAUCUGAUGUUCUUUUGGAAGAUGAGGACACUCAAGAGUCUACUGCUAUUGAAGUUCCUUUAAAAAAGAAGAAGAAAAGCAAGAAAACUUCUGAUUUAAUUGAAGACACAGAUGUUGCUAAAUUGGAAAAGGAGGAAGACUUUCAAGAUUCUGUUGCAAAUAAAUCUCCUGUAAAAAAGAGGAAGAAAAGUAAAAAAGCCUCUGAAUUAGAAGAAAUUGCAAAUAAUGAAGAAAGUAAUCAAGAUUCGAUUAUUAAUGAAGUUCCAAAGAAAAGUAAAAAGGCCAAAAAAAAUACUGAUUUAAACCAUGUUGUGGACAUUUCUCAGGUUGAAAAUAACGAGAUUCAGGAUUCUAUUACUGAAAUUUCCUCAAAGAAAAAAAAGAAAGGUAAAAAAGUUAUUACAGACCAUGUCUUGAAUGAUGCAGAAAUGAAAACAGAGGAGCAUGAUCAAAAUUCAAUUUCCAAUGAAAUUUCUUCAAAGAGUAAAAAGAACAUGAAUUCAGGUCACUUUAAAGCAGAUGAGACUCUUAAAGAAGUCAGAGAAAGUAGUAUACUUUUAAGUUCUAAGAAAAGAAAAAUACAUGAAGACAUAACCAGUGAAAAGGCAACUAAAUAUAAAAAUUGGAAGGCCUUUGAAAGUGAAAAUAAAGAUGAGAUUGAAAAAAUCACGAGAUCUAAAAAACACAAAAAUAUUUCUGAAGCAGCGGAAGAAGAUAUUAAUUUGGAAACAACUUCAAAAUCCAAAAAAGGAAAAAAGAAAAUUAAAGAUGCUGCAAACAUGGAGUCAUCUUUAAUAUCUGUGAAAGAUGAAGAAAUAAUGCAUAUUGGAAAAACACCUUUGAAAUCCAAAAAAAUGAAGGAAAAAAACGUAGAUCUCGCAGAUAGUGAUUCUUUAAUAUUGAAAGAAAAAAAGAUUGUUCAGGAUAGUAAUGUCAAAAUUAGUUCUAAAUUAAACAAAUCGCAGAAAAAUGACAGAAAUAGCACAAGUAUAUCUGUGAAAGCAAAAAAGAUAAAAACAAAAUAAUCAAAUAAAAUGAAAAUUUUUGUACAAUUUUUUUUUUGUUUGUAUUAGUUUUGUCUUUUAUUAAAAAAAAAAUAUAUAACAUUCUA